AUGAGCGGAGGCUGGGGAUUGCGCCAGCUGAAGGGACUGGUGGCACGGGCCAAGGAGCUUAACAUGCCUGGCAUUGCACUCACUGACCACGGUGUGAUGUACGGUGCCCUCCAGCUGGUGCGCAUGUGCGAGGCGGAGGGCUUAAAGCCCGUGAUCGGCAACGAGAUGUACCGCUCGGUGUUUGGGGCGGACUAUUACUUGGAGGUGAUGGACCACGGGCGCAUUGACUUUGGUAGCGGCUACGACGUCAACGCCAAGAUCAACCGCGCCCUGCUGCAGCUGUCCCAGGAGACGGGCGUGCCCCUGGUGGCCACCAACGACUCUCACUUCACCCGGGCGGCAGACCACAGGGCGCAUCAAACCCUCGUCUCUGUCAAGGCAGGGAAGAAUCUUGUCCAAGCAUACACGGGACAGGAGUAUGUCAAGUCGCCAGAGGAAAUGCUGGAGAGUCUGCAGAGGACUCUUUCCGAGGAGCAUGCGCUGGAAGCCCUUCACAACUCCCUGCGCAUUGCUGACAAGAGGACUCUCUAUUUGAGGCGCCUCAAAUGUCCUCUCACAUGGCUCUUGGUUUGGUUCGACUCUAAUGCCACCGAGGAGUUUCUCCACAGCCUGCAGAGGACUCUCUAUUUGAGGCGCCUCAAAUGUCCUCUCACAUGGCUUUUGGUUUGGUUCGACUCUAAUGCCACCGAGGAGUUUCUCCACAGCCUGCAGAGGACUCUCUAUUUGAGGCGCCUCAAAUGUCCUCUCACAUGGCUUUUGGUUUGGUUCGACUCUAAUGCCACCGAGGAGUUUCUCCACAGCCUGCAGAGGACUCUCUAUUUGAGGCGCCUCAAAUGUCCUCUCACAUGGCUCUUGAAGCUAUCUCAAGCCCUUCCUGAGUCGCCUGCCCUCCCCUCGCCCCACGUGGCCUCCUACUCCUUUGACCUCUUCUCCUCCAAGCCCAAGCUGCAUCCCAAGCCCUUUUUGCGUCCCCAUCCUCUCCCCUCGCCCCUCCCCUCGCCCCUCCGCUCGCCUCUCCCCUCGCCCCUCCCCUCGCCCCUCCCCUCGCCCCUCCCCUCGCCCCUCCCCUCGCCCCUCCCCUCGCCCCUCCCCUCGCCCCUCCUCUCGCCCCUCCCCUCGCCACUCCCCUCGUCCAUCUCCUCGCCUUUCCUCUCGCCCUUGCCCCAGGUGACCUCCUACUCCUCCGACCUCUUCUCCUCCAAGCCCAAGCUGCCCACCUUCGAUGUGCCUCCCGGCCACACCGAUGCUUCGUGGCUUGAGCAACCUGGGCACCUCUCUCGCAUCCCGCCGCCCCUCUCCACCCCUCCCUCCUCACCUCUGGAGCAUAUAUUGUCGGACAUCUUUCAAUUGUCGGUGAGUUUUGAUUCGACUCAAAAGUCUCCCCGCCCCUCCCCACCCCUCCCCGCCCCUCGCUGCCCCUCUCCGCCCCUCCCCGCCCCUCGCUGCCCCUCUCCGCCCCUCCCCGCCCCUUCCCACCCCUCUCCGCCCUUCCCUGCCCUUCUCCACCCUUCCCCACCGCUCCUGCCCCUCACCUCUCGAGCAGAUAGUGGCGGACAUCAUUCAGUUCGCUCGCAGGAACGACAUUCCCGUGGGCCCGGGCAGGUGAGGCAGGGCGCCGAUGGGGGGGGACUGAUUGAGUAA
Closterium sp. Yama58-4 is the source of this 1641-nucleotide messenger RNA. NCBI's taxonomy places the organism in Eukaryota, Viridiplantae, Streptophyta, Zygnematophyceae, Desmidiales, Closteriaceae. The record is from the annotation of a GenBank genome assembly.